CGACGCCGCCGUCACCAUCCAGUGUGCGUUCAGACGCACGCGAGCCAAGCGGCAGCUGCAGCAGCUGAAGAUCGAAGCUCGCUCUGCAGAGCACCUGAAGAAGCUCAACACCGGCAUGGAGAACAAGAUCGUCCAGCUGCAGAGGAAGAUGGACGACCAGUCCAAAGAGUACAGGACUCAGAACGAGCAGCUGGUUCUGGUGAACACCAGUCUGGGCGCGGAGGUGAACAAGCUGCAGAAGCAGCUGGAGCAGGUCCGGAGUCAGCAGGGCGAAGGAGGCCAGCUGACGUCUCUGCAGGAGGAGCUGGAGAGGCUGAGGGAGGAGCUGCAGGAGGCGUCGGCCCAGAGGAAGAAGCUGGAGGAGGAGCACAGCAACGAGAAACUGGGGCUGCAGGAGGAGCUGCAGGAGGCGUCGGCCCAGAGGAAGAAGCUGGAGGAGGAGCACAGCAACGAGAAACUGGGGCUGCAGCAGAGGGUGGAGGAGCUGGAGAGGGAGAACACUCUGCUGAAGAGCGAGAAGGAGGAGAUGAACCGGAGGAUCCUGCAGCAAUCAAAGAGCAUCGAAGAGGACGACAGCAGUCUGGCUCAGAGGGAGUCGUCUCUGCAGGCUGAGCUGGACCAGGAGAGGCAGCGCUACCAGAACCUGCUCAAAGAGUUCUCCAGGCUGGAGCAGAGAUACGAAAACCUGAAGGAGGAGGUGUCCCUGGCCAAGUUCCACCCCGGCCACCGGAGGAACCCGUCCAAUCAGAGCAGCCUGGAGUCGGACUCCAACUACCCGUCCGUCUCCACCUCGGAGGUCGGAGACACCGAGGACGCCGUCCAGCUGGUGGAGGAGCUGGGCGUGGAGAAGGCCGCCAUGGACAUCAGUCUGUUCAUGAAGCUGCAGAAGAGAGUCCGGGAGCUGGAGCUGGAGAGGAAGAGGCUGCAGGUCAGCGUGGACAAGAUGGAGGAGCUGGCCCGGAGCAAGGGCUCCGAGGCCAAGAGUCCCGCCUCUGAGCAGGAGACCGCAGACCUGGCCUACAACAACCUCAAGAGGCAGGAGCUGGAGUCGGAGAACAAGAAACUGAAGAACGACCUGAACGAGCUGAGGAAGGCCGUCUCUGAGCGAGCGUCUCAGAACAACUCGUCCAGCGAGCUGCAGGGCAGCUACAACCUGCUGCUGAGCCAGCUGAAGGCGGCCAACGAGGAGCUGGACGCCCGCAAGGAGGAAGUCCUCAUCCUGAGGACUCAGAUCGUCAGCACGGCCCAGCUGAUGGAGAGGAACGAGCACAUCCAGGAAAGUAAUAACGUCCCUGAGCUGAACAGCAAAGAGCCCGUGGACAAAGAGGAGGCGCUCAGAGCCUAUCAUGGGCUGUGCGAGUCCAAAAAGCUGCUGGAGGCCCAGCUGCAGUCUCAGUCCCGGCAACACAAAGACGAGCUGGAGGCUCUUCACACUCAGAUCGAGCUGCUGAAAGACGACAUCCUGAAGAAGCAGGAGAUCCUGAACUACACCUCGUCCCUGUCCCCUGAGGCUCAGGUGGAGUACAGCAUCCAGCAGGAGAUCACACGGCUCACCAACGACAACCUGGACCUCAAGGAGCUGGUGGAGAAGCUGGAGAAGAACGAGAGGAAGCUGAAGAAGCAGCUCAGGAUCUACAUGAAGAAGGUCCAGGAGUUAGAAGUUUCUCAGGCGGACGCAGCUCAGACCAACAGGCCCAGACCUGAACUGUGCCGCCAGGUGACCGUCCAGAGGAAAGAGAAGGACUUUGAGGGGAUGCUGGAGUACUACAAGGAGGACGAGGCCCGGCUGCUCAAAACUCUGAUCACCGACAUCAGGCCCAGCACGGUGUCGGCCACAGUCCCCUGUCUGCCUGCAUACAUUCUCUUCAUGUGCAUCCGCCACGCCGACUACGUCAACGACGACCAGAAGGUGGAGUCUCUGCUCACCUCCACCAUCAACGGCAUCAAGAAGGUCCUCAAGAAAAACGAGGACUUUGAGACGACGUCGUUCUGGCUCGCCAACACCAGCCGCCUCCUCCACUGCCUGAAGCAGUACAGCGGCGACGAGGUGUUCAUGACGCAGAACUCAGCCAAACAGAACGAACACUGCCUGAAGAACUUUGACCUGACGGAGUACCGACAGGUGCUGAGCGACCUCUCCAUCCAGAUCUACCAGCAGCUCAUCAAGGUGGCAGAAGGCAUCAUACAGCCCAUGAUCGUGUCGGCCAUGUUGGAGAGCGAGAGCAUCCCCAGCCUGGCGGGGGUCAAGCCGAUGGGCUACAGGAACCGGUCGUCCAGCAUGGACACGGACUCCGGCGGCCCCAGCAGCUACACUCUGGAGGCCCUGAUCAGACAGCUGGGGCAGUUCCACAGCAUCAUGCGGGAACACGGCCUGGACCCCGAGAUCGUGGGUCAGGUGGUCCGACAGCUCUUCCACUGCAUCAACGCCGUCACCCUCAACAACCUGCUGCUGCGCAAAGACGUGUGCUCCUGGAGCACCGGCAUGCAGCUCAGGUACAACACCAGUCAGAUGGAGGAGUGGCUGAGAGCAAACAACCUGUACCAGAGCAAAGCUGCAGCCACUCUGGAGCCCAUCAUCCAGGCCGCUCAGCUGCUGCAGGUCAAGAAGAAGACCACGCAGGACGCCGAGGCCAUCUGCUCGCUCUGCAGCGCCCUCUCCACCCAACAGAUUGUGAAGAUCCUGAAUCUCUACACGCCGCUGAACGAGUUUGAAGAAAGAGUCACAGUUUCCUUCAUCAGAAACAUCCAGAAUCGUCUCCAGGUCAGGAACGACCCUCCUCAGCUGCUGGUGGACACCAAGCAAACGUUCCCCGUCCUCUUCCCGUACACGCCCUCCGCUCUCAGCCUGGAGACGCUGCACAUCCCCGCCUCGCUCGGCCUCGACUUCCUCAUCAGGGUCUGACACGACGAACCGACGCUUUAACCAGCUGAACAGCAGACAAUCUGAAGGGUCACAUGAACCUGAGUGAACCACCUGUCCAUGUCCCGUGUCCUCGCUUCAUCCUUUAUGCAACCCGAACAUCACUGUGCCCACUGCUCUUCUUCUUCUGUUUCUGCGAGAGCCGGUGUGCGUUACAGGAGGUCUGGACUGAGGCAGGAUGAAGAAGGUCAGUGAGAAGCCUGAGGACGGAGUCUCAAAUCUGUGUUUCAUGAUCCACCAACAAAAACGAGAUUUGCACUUCUGUGCAGGGACAUGUGGACGUCUCAGGUGCAUUUACUGUCCACAAACAGGUCCACAAACGUCUCUGCUCUAAUGGAGGACUGGGGGGGGGGGGGUGACUCUGUAGUUGCAGUACUGCGAGUGACCACUGGGACAAGCUGCCAUAAUCCCACAAUGCAAUGCGCUUUCAUUUUAUAGAUGUGACAUCUGUGUGACUCUGCAGCCGUUGGUGACGAAGCAACGGGAAAGUUUCCAGCUAACGUUUGUCUGGUUUUUGCUUCGCAUCGUUCAGGUUUGUUGGCGUUUGUGGACAGAAAACGCGUUUGUGAACGUGUUUCCACAAACUGCGAGCAUGAGACACUUUUCUCUCCAUGAAGAAGAUGUUUGUGUACGACGUUAUCAGCUGCAUGUUAAUCACUCCUGAACAGGUUUAAUGAACCAAAAGAAAAAAUCAGAGCGUUUCGUUUUGUCUCUUCUUAUUUUGCCUUCAGAGACCUGGUCUGUGUUCAGAGCAGCGCUGUGGACGAAGUCAUAUCAUGAAUCUGUUUGUUCUUUUUAAGUUUCUGUGUGAAAUCGGUCAAAUUUUUUUAUUCCUCCAUUUUUUUUUUUCUUGUGUGAUUUGUACGAUUUUGUUUGUGACACCGAUCAAUAACUGAAUACUUAAUGUAAACGUCUGACGGGUGUACCGACCUGAUGUCAGAGAAAAGACCUGCUGCCAUGCAUUACUACAUUAUUAUACACAGUUUAUAUAUCUAUAUUUGUCUUUAAACACAGUGGGUUGAACGGAUGCCUGAUGAUUGGGGGAUGAUGGAAGCUUUAAUUCUUAGCUGAAUAAUCUUUUGCACUUGUAGGAACACUAAUUAUUAAAACACUGUCUAUAGAGUCCAAACUGUGUCCCGCUCAAAGGAAAACACAUUUUUAUGAAGUAUAACUGUAAUACAAGAAGAAGUACUCUGUGCAAAAUGUUUUAUCUUCUGUGUGCUGGACGUUUGAUUCACUCAUGAUACAAAUUACUACACUGAAAUCUAUAUUUUCAUACUUCUGCGUUUAAAUGUACUUUAAUUAGUUCUUGCAGUGAAACUGUUCAGCUGGAAACGCUGAUGUAAAUGUUUUGAAGCAUGAAGCACAAAGUAACUUCCUGUAACAUCGUCACGUCUUCUUCAUCAGAAUAAAAUACUUUGUUUUUCCAGCAAAAGA
Molecule: messenger RNA, 4357 nt
Organism: Micropterus salmoides (largemouth bass)
Lineage: Eukaryota; Metazoa; Chordata; Actinopteri; Centrarchiformes; Centrarchidae
Product: unconventional myosin-Vb-like
Molecular function (GO): GTPase binding
Source: RefSeq, a predicted model, not a curated record